Messenger RNA from Megalops cyprinoides (Indo-Pacific tarpon), 3074 nucleotides. Its product is annotated as phosphoribosyl pyrophosphate synthase-associated protein 2. The transcript has 11 exons. Gene Ontology annotation, molecular function: magnesium ion binding; ribose phosphate diphosphokinase activity. Gene Ontology annotation, cellular component: cytoplasm; ribose phosphate diphosphokinase complex. Bases 170 to 1243 code for a protein of 357 amino acids. The record is from RefSeq and is a predicted model, not a curated record. Gene Ontology annotation, biological process: 5-phosphoribose 1-diphosphate biosynthetic process; purine nucleotide biosynthetic process. Lineage: Eukaryota; Metazoa; Chordata; Actinopteri; Elopiformes; Megalopidae.
AGUCAUUGCCGUCAAUCUUGUGGACUGGAACACUGGUUUGCUGCUCUGUUAUUCUCUUAAUACUGUGGGGCCAGAAUCAGUAACAACACAGGAAGGGUUCAGCAGUGCCUGGGAGCCCAGGGAGCCGUUGCCCGAAUCCCAGGAAGGUGACGCCAAGGCACGGCGCGACAUGAACGCCACCAAGGGAGGCCUGGUCAUCUUUACGGCCAACUCCAAUCCAGCCUGCAUGGAGCUGGGCAAGCGGAUUGCAGAACGUCUUGGAGUUGAGCUGGGCAAAGUGCAGGUGUAUCAGGAACCCAAUCGAGAAACGCGAGUUCAGAUCCAGGAGUCGGUGCGAGGCAAAGAUGUCUUCAUCAUCCAGACAGUCUCCAAAGACGUGAACACCAUCAUCAUGGAGCUCCUGAUCAUGGUGUAUGCCUGCAGGACUUCGUGUGCCCGCAGCAUCAUCGGUGUCAUACCCUACUUCCCUUACAGCAAGCAGUGCAAGAUGAGGAAGAGGGGCUCCAUCGUGUCCAAGCUCCUGGCCUCCAUGAUGUGUAAAGCAGGUCUGACCCAUCUGAUCACCAUGGAUCUGCACCAGAAGGAGAUUCAGGGCUUCUUCAACAUCCCUGUAGACAACCUGCGUGCCUCACCCUUCCUCCUGCAGUACAUUCAAGAGGAGAUCCCAGACUAUAGAAAUGCAGUAAUUGUGGCCAAAUCUCCAGCUUCGGCUAAAAGGGCGCAGUCUUUCGCAGAGAGGCUCAGGCUGGGCAUCGCGGUGAUCCAUGGAGAGGCGCAGGAUGCUGAGUCGGACCUCGUGGACGGCCGCCACUCCCCUCCCACGGUUAAAAACAUAGGGGCCAUACACCCUAGCCUGGAGAUCCCCCUGUUGAUUCCCAAAGAGAAGCCCCCAAUCACUGUGGUUGGAGAUGUUGGAGGACGGAUUGCCAUCAUUGUGGAUGACAUCAUUGACGAUGUGGACAGUUUCCUGGCGGCUGCGGAGACACUGAAGGAGAGGGGGGCUUACAAAAUCUACGUCAUGGCGACGCAUGGCAUCCUGUCAUCAGACGCACCGCGGCUCAUAGAGGAGUCUGCCAUUGAUGAGGUGGUGGUGACCAACACCAUCCCCCACGAGAUCCAGAAGCUGCAGUGUCCCAAGAUCAAGACGGUGGACAUCAGCAUGAUCCUGUCCGAGGCCAUUCGCCGCAUCCACAACGGAGAGUCCAUGUCCUACCUGUUCCGCAACAUCGGCGUGGAUGACUGACAGCUCUGUGCAGGAUGGGAGCCUUCCCUGUCACCUGGUGUCGUGCUUCACAGUGACCAAGUCUCACUUGGUGCACUUGUUUUUUGUCACCCUUGCGGUGACAGUUCAGUGCUCAGAAGUUAAAGCUGUAUGCCAUAGAUGUUAUGUCAUGGUUUUUUUUUAGGUAGGCCCGUUCGAAGGUUCUUUUUUAUUGAAGUUGUAUCCAUGUCUUCAAGCAAAUUUUGUUUUUAAUCAGUGCUUGGAAAUGAACAUCUUGUUUCGUAUAGAAAACCGCCGGGGUCUGCAGAUCUAUCUGUGAAUUUAGUGGGGAGGUAUGCAGUGCAGUAAAGGGGGAAAUGAAAGUCAGAAGCUCACUGCAUGAAACCCUAAAAGAAAGAGGUUAAAAGCCAACCAUUACUUUUUAAAUGACUUGAUAAACUUUUUUUACAAUGUUACACCAACCGUGGUGCUCUGAUUUUCAAGAUCUCUGUUAAUGCAGCUCUCUUCUGUCAUAUUCAGCAUGUUGUCUCCCCUGUCUUGGAACUCCUUGUCAUUUUUAUUUGCUAUGGGACCUUUCCUGCCUGUUCUGAUUCUGGCUUGGUAAAAUCACCUUGAGUUGGCACAACCUCCUGUUGCCCAAAAGCUUUACUGCAAUAUGUUAGUAUUUUUUACUGUCAAGCUUAAUAUAUCACCUUUUUGUACCUUUAUCUCUCACAAUUGGACAGAUGUCUCAGAAGAUACAGGGUAUAAUGAUCAUCAGAGUCAUUCAUUCUUAAUUGUUUUGUGUAUUCUUGAAACUCCCUUAUAGGAAAAAAAUAAUAAUUGACAUUGACUGCAACUGGGAUAUUUGAAUUUUGCUGACCUUUUUCUUUAUGUCCAAGUACGAUGCCUUCCCUUUCACUUUUCCCAUGAGGUACCAGUCUGCUGGUUUCCAGCUCUAGCUGGAUGCAGACCCUCUCGGCUUCCAAGCUAGACACCAUGGGCAUGACCCUUGUUGAUAUACUCAUUUUUAUAGUAGGCUCAGCCUCCAAGCCAAAAUGAUGUGAGAGUAGGACUUGAUGUCUGAGGCUGUUAUUUCCCACUUAAUUGUGAUCCUUUAUGUCUUUUACCCCAGCUCUCUCUACCAACACGGUCCACAUGCCUUCAAAACUACUCCUGGGGCAGAGCCACCAGCGCACCACACUGCUUGACGCAGUCAAAAAGAGUUUUGAAAUUAUGGAUUUAUACUUGAAUUGAAUUUUAUGUUAAUAUUUAAAAAUCUGCAGAAAAGAUAAUGAAGCGAAAUAUUUAUAUUUAUUCAUCCUUAGCAUCACUCCGUGACCUCGUAGAGAAUUCAGACGUAUUUCUCAAGAAUAAAGUCGGCUUAUAAAGUCAACAUGAAGGAAAGCUGAGUGACCGCUCAUCUUACACGAAGUAUUCAGAACUGCUGAUGGGGGAGUAAGGGUUCUUGAACUAAAUACUGGAUUUGGGGUACAUCAUGCUGUCAGUCAUUGACUUGCUGGACCAACUGAAAGAUUUUAGUCUUUGUAGCAAAUUCUGUGAUUUACUGUCAUCAUCGAGUCACUGAAUCCACAUGGUUACCACCCAUUUUGGGGUCCAUGACACCUCACUCUCGUAUUAUCUAGGGAUACUGGCUGGAGGGUGGGGGCCUUUAACAGUGCUGGAAAAAAGGUGUAUUUUUUUUAUUUAUUUAUUUUUUUUAAUUGGGCUCUCCAUGUACUCAUUCAUGUGGUUUAAUGGAUCAUUUUUGAGCGAACUCAAACUGAAGUAGAAUGCCUAUGAAAGUAUGAAAGAUCUCAUUUGAAGUUUUUGUAUUUAUUUUAAGCAACUGAUGAAAAAUAAAAAGGUUAAA